Messenger RNA from Terrapene triunguis (Three-toed box turtle), 4411 nucleotides. It is a transcript of the gene SLC35G1, whose product is annotated as solute carrier family 35 member G1. Gene Ontology annotation, biological process: regulation of cytosolic calcium ion concentration; calcium ion export across plasma membrane. Gene Ontology annotation, cellular component: endoplasmic reticulum membrane; plasma membrane. The record is from RefSeq and is a predicted model, not a curated record. The transcript has 3 exons. The coding region runs from base 1 to 1182 and encodes 393 amino acids. NCBI's taxonomy places the organism in Eukaryota, Metazoa, Chordata, Testudines, Emydidae.
AUGGUGCGGCACCUGGGUAGCGGCGGCGCUGCUGCUCCCCCCGUAGGAGGACGGGAGCCGGCGCCGCCGCGGAGCGAGGAGGAGGAGGAGGAGGAUGCGGGGGGCGCGGGACAGCACCGCCAGUGCCAGGCGGGCGCCAUGGAGGCGGCGGGCGCCCAGGAGCCCGGAGGCGGCGGCUGUAGCUGCUGCUCAGCCUCAUCCCGGCCGUGCUGCAGGCUCCCGUGGGCACGGAAGACGCCCGGAACAAAGAAGAAAUUCACCUGCCCAGGACUUGGCCUGUUUUAUACCAUAUUGUCUGCCUUCCUUUUCUCAGUGGCUUCUUUAUUUCUUAAAAAAAUUGAAGAUGUACAUUCAGUGGAAAUCAGUGCAUUUCGAUGUGUUUUCCAAAUGGCAUUUGUUCUUCCUGGUUUAAUAUACUACAAAACAGGUUUUUUGGGACCAAAAGGUAAACGAGUUUUUCUUUUCUUUCGAGGAUUCCUUGGCUCUGGUGCAAUGAUUCUUCUCUACUAUGCUUUCCAAGUAAUGCCUCUAGCUGAUGCCACUGUUAUAACUUUCAGCAGUCCAGUUUUUACAUCAUUGUUAGCCUGGAUAUUUCUCAAGGAGAAAUACAGCCUUUGGGAUCUUCUUUUCACCCUCUUUACAAUCACUGGAGUGGUGCUUAUUGCAAGACCGCCUUUUCUAUUUGGAUCCAGUAUUACAGGGAUUGAAGGAAGCUAUACAAAUCAUCUUAAAGGAACAAUAGCUGCUGUUAUAAGUGCAGUAUCAACAGCUUCAACUUUUGUUAUAUUAAGAAAGAUGGGAAAAUCUGUGAAUUAUUUUUUGUCUAUUUGGUAUUAUGCAGUAAUUGGAUUAAUUGAAUGCAUUGUAGCACUGUUUGUAAUAGAUGAAUGGACUUUACCAUAUUGUGGUACAGAUAGAUUUCUCCUAAUAUUAAUUGGACUGUUAGGGUUGGGGGGUCAGAUAUUUCUCACAAAAGCAUUACAGAUAGAGAAGGCUGGUCCUGUUGCCAUAAUGAAAACAAUGGAUGUGGUGUUCGCUUUUAUCUUACAGAUUCUUUUUCUCAAUCAUCUGCCAACUUGGUGGACGGUGGGUGGUGCCCUUUGUGUAGUAGCCAGUAGCUCUGGAACUGCCGUUCGUAAGUGGCAACAAAAUUCAAAAAAGGCUAAAGAAAAUGAAAUCUAGCAAGUCAGACACUGUUUCGUCACAGAAACAAAGAUAAGCAUCAUAAUCUUGGAAAAAUAUAUUUUAUAUUAAGAUAUAUUUUAUUUAAAAUAUUUCAUUUAUUUAACUCUAUUACCAAAUUCUCCCCAAGAAAAGUAGUCAGCUGACUUUCAAGCAGCAUAGCAGAUGUUUUAACUAGCUGGUUCUGCAUAUGCUACUCAGUGUCAUACUGAGCAAGGCAUUGGUGUAUUUUCACAGAUCUUGCUGUCUCUGUUUCCUGAUUGCUAUCUUAUACAGGCAGUAACUGUCUACAGAAGCUUAUAUUUUUCUUUCCCACAAACUAGUGUUGAUCCGUAAAAAUUUUGGGCCUUAUUCUCCACUUCUUACAUCUUGUAUGGUCACUCAUCUUUAAAGUGGGAGUAAAAGUCUAUCAUUCUAAUGUUGUAGUUUGCAUUCACUUACUACAGGUAUAACUGAAUAGAAUAGGAGCAAGGCAGUGGAGUCUAAUUAUUUUUUCUUAACUCUACACAAGUUUUUUAUUUUUAAUCUUACAAGUGAUUAGUGACAGUUUCAUGAAUACACUUGCUCCAAGAAGUUAGGGCCCCAUUCAGCAAAAAGAAACAACAACAAAAUAAUCCAGCUUCUGUACAACGGACAUGCGAGGCUAACUUUUAAUUUAAAGUGACUUUCCCAAUAGACCAAGUCACAUUGAUUUACUACUUCUUUAGUUGCUACAAUUUCAGUGAUGAAAGAAAAUGGUUGUUAAUAUAGCCCUUUGUUAAUUGACCAUUUCUUAUGCUACAAAAUGUUAUGCUGUAGUUGCACUAUCCUUAAUUCUAUGCAAAAAAUAUAUUUUAUUUAUAUUUUUAAGUAUUUAAUUUAGAUUUCUCAAAAUGCUGUUCAAUUUUUUUAAUACUUUGUAUACAAAGUAUUUUUGUGAAAAAAAAAAAAAAAAAGUUGCACUUUUCUUGGCUGCAGUUAUGUUGUUUAAUGUUUUAUUGUAAAACCUCCCAUUUCUUGUUUCAGUAGCCAAUGAAAGGUAUUUAGAGAUUCCACAAACAGCACUGGUUAGACAGCGUCAUAGUGGAGAAUAUACAAAAUGUACCCUGCACUCCUCACAUGUCAUCUUUAAUGUUUGAAGACCUUUUGAUAGCAAUGACUAUGGUAAUGUUAAAAUAUAGAGUUCAGUUUCCCAGUUGUAUGGGCAGGAAGAGAAGAUCACUAUAAUACAUAGUGGUUUCCCAAAUGGAUUGUGAUCUACUGGUGGGUCUCAGUCCAAUAGACUUUUAAGAUGGAUUUAAUUUUUACUUUGUUGAGACCCUUUACACUGUGCCCUGUGGAGUUUUUCAGUCAUUUACAUUGUUUCCUCUUUUCUGAAAGAGGAAAAUCUUUUAUACUCAGAACCCAAGAAUACAUCCUGUGAGUGGAAACUGACAUAAAAUAAUGGAUAUAGUCUUAGCUUGAUGCACAGAUAUUUAUACAUGUACCAUCACUUUCAUGAGAGAAAUUGUUAAUCAACUGUUGCAUUCCACUCUGCGGUGGUUUGGGUGAAGUGAUUCCUGCAUGUAUAACACUAGUAAAGUGCUUUAGGAUGCUUCUAGAAGAAAUGAGCCAUAUUUGUGUAAGAUUGCAUCAGAAUAUAUCCUGUGGGCUUGAGGCUGCUUUUGUUGACGUCAAGAUCAAAACUCUAGGGAAAGGAAUUAAGGAAACUUUUUUUAAAAAGAUGAAAAUAUAACUGAUCCAGUUUCAACAAUACAGAAUCAUAAGUAUUAUGGAGGGUUGUCUCUUGUAGAAAUUAUGUUGAAAAUAUUUGAAUGAUAUAUUGCCCCUGAAUUAUUAUAAAUUGAUGCAUAUGAUUUAGUAGCCUGCAUUACUGAAGAGAGGUUUUGUUGUCUUAUUGUAUAUGAAUAUUUACUUAAGUAUAGAAAAUAUGCAGCUCUGAAGACAGUUUAUUGGUUUAGUAACUUUGGAACAAAUCUUUUUCUCAAGUUUUCUUGUUCAAACCUUCACCUUAAGUGUAAUUUACUGUCUAUGGUAAAUGAGAUAUAGAUAGUCAGUCUUAAAACUGAAAUUUUCAUUAAUCCUUUGUUAGCAUCUGUUAGCAAACUGGCAAAGUAAAUUUUCUUUGUCCAAAGCUAUGUGAUUUCUUUAGGGUUCUCCAUGACCAUUCACACUCAUUAUUCCCCAACUUUCUCACAAUAUUGCCUGUAUAGAAAGAAGGAAAACAAUAAACCUGAUUUUGCUGUCUGUUUGAACUACACAUUUUUUGUUGUCUCAAGAUGUUUUAGGGCAUGAUGGUGCAAGAUGUUGAGUAUCUGGGUACCUGCAUCUCCCAAUGAAAUCAGUGGGAGUCUCAGGCAUUCACUAUCUUGCAAGAUAGAGCUUAUAUUGUGUUACUUUCUUUAAGAAUCAAGCUAAGCAAAUUUCUUUUAUAACACUUUUUGCUCUUUAAAAAGGGCAAUGCCUUCAUUUGGAUUUUAAAAAUCUCUUAGAUGGUGGUUGCUCAAACAACAUGGAGAGGAAGACCUUGAUUAUAGUGAUACUUAGUAGUGCUGAUAUAUUUAUUUGUCCUGUUUAUAAAGCAUGAUUUUAGGCAUCUACAACUUGCCUUUCCAGAUUCAUUUUUAAUAGUGUAAAUAAUUUUAAGAAUUGUAUGGUUUUUGAAGCACCUCAAAAUAGAUUUUAUUUUUAAACCCAUUUUAGAUGCUUUUUUUCUUUCUCAAACUAUAGCUAAAAAGUUAAAUUUUAUGGACAGUUUUGAAGAAAAUAGUUAUGAAAUGGCUAAAAUAACUGCCUUAAAAUGCAGUAGCUGCUGAAAAUGCUUCUCUUUUAAUAAGUUAUACUGGGCAUUCAAAUAUCUGUUUUUUCAGGCGCUUACACUGCAGACUUUAAAACUAUAUCAGGUUUUAACUGAUAUACUUAGUUGUCAGGUAAUUUUUCUGGCCCAAGUAGUCUCCUCCUCUUCCUCCCUCUCCCCCCCGAAAAGAGUCUUAAUCAGGAAAGACAUUUUUGAAUUAUAGAGCAACAAAUUUCUCAGGAUUUCAGGUGCUAUUUUGCCAACCUCUAAAUUAGAAACAUGGCAUUAAUGUUUAACAUCUUUUAGUGUCCUUUAAAAUGUUUUUAUUAAAUUGGACAAAUGUACUGUAUUUCUUAGGAAUUUUUUCUUAAGGAAUAUUAUGCAAUAUUAUUGCAUAACAUUUUUAUCAUGUAAAGGUCUAUUGAAAUCAAUGGGACACUUGUAACCACUGAU